CUAGAAUCAAACCAGGCAUCGAGAGUCAUUGAGCUCAUAUGUCUUCUUAUCGGAUGCAGAGAGGAAUUGUAGGCCAGAAAGCCUAGAAGUGCAUGGUCCACUUCGUUGCCACCUUGUCCCCCACAAAGCCUCAUGGCUUAUUAAUUCAGGCUCUACGGGCGUAAGACCAUACCACCUUUCUGGCCAGAAACACUUCCAGGCGACCAAGGCUGGUUCGGAAUACGAUAACUGUACGAUCAUGAAGGAAACUUCCUCAGAGUGACGGGGGCUCUCUAUACCAUCGUCAAGUUGAUAACUGAAAUAUUAUCACUAUCCUUCUAUCUCCUCUUUUGAAAUGCCUCGAGGUAGGCCGAGAAGAACAUUAGCGCCAUGCACCUAUUGCGGGAAGCAGUUUGCUCGACGAGAGCAUCUAGUACGACAUGAACGAACACAUACACAUGAGAAACCAUUUGCUUGCGAUUGUGGACAGCAUUUCACGAGACAAGACCUCCUCUCUCGACAUGUCAACCUGAAGCAUCACGCUCGAAAUGAUCUUCAUUCCAAUACAUCAGUGUCUCUUGUAAAGAAGACUUCUUACGCAGAGCAGGAAGAUCCAGGUUUUGUUUUGGAUCCCGACCUAUUCCGUCAGGACAUGCUACCUCCAAUACUCUUCAAUUAUGAUAACGACACCUCUCCCGCCUUUCUUCGGUCGCAUAUUCAAUCCCCAAGUAAUCACAGCUUCCCACGCUUCAGCUCACGCUUGCCAAUUCUAGAUGACAUGCAAUACGAAGUCAAACACUACGAUGAAUCUAGCGGAUUAUUCGAAGACUCUAUUGGUGUUAUUCCUUGGGCCUUCUCUGAUUCUGUCUAUGAAGGGUUUUGUCUUGAAGUCGAAUCCUUUGCCGAGGCCCUUCCAUCUGGCUGGCGACUGCCGUCUCGGAACUCGCUAAGUCGCAACCUGGAAUCUUACUUCCGUUGCGUUCAAGAGAGCCUUCCUUUCAUUCAUUCUGCGACUUUCUCAGUUUCUAGAACAGAAAUCGAACUGCUUCUUGCCGCAGCUGCUUUGGGUGCAUUGAAUAGAUUUGAAAGUCACUGCUCUUACAUUUUAUACUUUAUGGCAAAAUGUAUCUUCGCCGAGAAGCUACGCCGUCAGGAGAGCGAAACACCUGAAGAGCCCACUGCAGAGCGACGACAUGGACUUAGGAAGAUUCAAACGCUGAACCUUCUUGUUUCAUAUGCAUCUUGGGCAGGGAAGGAUAUCUUUCCAGAUGGCUUGACCCUUGGCACGCAACUUAGCACGCUAGUGCGACGGCACGGACUUUCUGAGGUUCAAGAUGCGGCAUAUUCAUGUUUUCAGAACCAUGACGAUACACCAGAGUAUCAAGCGUGGUCCAAGUGGGUGGCAGCUGAAGAACGACGAAGGACAUUGCUCUGUGCUUAUGUGCUUCUCAGUCUGCAGAAUAUUGCAUACAACACUCCUCCCCAAAUCCUCAAUGUGGAGAUGGGAACUUUGCUCCCAAGCUGUAUUGAAGCGUGGAAGACAACGACUGCCGAGGCAUUCCAUCAUACUGCCUCAUACCACCGAGAAUAUCAUUUCCAAGAAGCACUUUCUCUCUUGCUUCAGGGAGUCGUGGUUCCGCUAUCUUCCUUUGCUAAUUACCUGCUCAUUCAUGCCCUUCUCCAGCAGAUUACCAUUGCUCAUUCUGAUGCAAAAGAAUCUUCACUGCAACCAGCAACUCUCAAGAGAUUCGAGCAUGCGCUGAGGACAUGGCAAUCAUCCUGGGAACUUACUUACGAAGCAACACUUGAUCCAUUGGUCUUGGAAAGCACUCCUAUCAAGACAACCAAAUCAUCUUGGUACUGA
This is a messenger RNA of Exophiala oligosperma, 1843 nucleotides long. RefSeq lists its product as uncharacterized. The coding region runs from base 335 to 1843 and encodes 502 amino acids. The record is from RefSeq and is a predicted model, not a curated record. Gene Ontology annotation, biological process: regulation of transcription by RNA polymerase II; DNA-templated transcription. Gene Ontology annotation, cellular component: chromatin. NCBI's taxonomy places the organism in Eukaryota, Fungi, Ascomycota, Eurotiomycetes, Chaetothyriales, Herpotrichiellaceae. The transcript is spliced from 4 exons. Gene Ontology annotation, molecular function: RNA polymerase II cis-regulatory region sequence-specific DNA binding; DNA-binding transcription factor activity, RNA polymerase II-specific; zinc ion binding.